AUGGGAUUUAGCAAGGAGCACAAGAUACUUGCACAUUUUCAGUCGACACUUCGCAAACGAAACAAAAACACUGCGACAUUUAAGUACACGAUUGCUACGGAGUAUCAAAAGGUUCGACUCCAGACUCACCCAAAUGAGACUAUUCCACACCCGGCAACAAUCGGCUCCCUCCCCUCCCUUCUCGAGUUCUCCUCCCAACCAUUUACGUUCCCCGAGUCACUUUUACACCUUCGGGUUUCUUUCUUCCCUCCCCUUUCCCCUCCCGCCUCCCCCCCUCCCACUCUCCCAAACCACCCCCAUUCACGCCAAAUCCCCAUCACGAGCCCCAUUUCCCAUGCUCUCUCCUGGACGCUCUUAGACCGCCUAGCCGUGAAGUGUCUGCCCUGCACAGCUGCUCACGAGGGCACUGCACUGCGCUGCACACCCACGACACCUACGUUGAAACAUCGCCGUCCACCACCUCACGGCACUACGGACGGAGUACGGUUACUGCGGUACAACCACGAAUACCUGCUUCCACUCGUCGCCUUGUCUCUGCUUCCCUACGAAUACAAGUUGGGCCAGACAGACUUUAGAGAAACCGUCCAGUCCAUCAUAUCCCAUAUCUCGUUGCUCUCACCUCCACCCAGGGCACAUCGACUCUUUCUGCAAGCUGCACCUCGCACACACACACACACACAUACACACUGCAUACCUACUCUCAGUCUGUACGAAUACAUCUCGCAUAUUCCCCGCCAGCCUACCUUACGCAUCGGCAUCACCAGCAGCAGCAGCAGUAGUCGCAGUCGCAGUCACAGUUGCAUUCCCCUGCUGCCGUCUUUCACACCUCCAUCUUCCCAAAGCUCGAAUCGGUCUGCGGAACUCGCAGUACCUUCAAGAUACUUCGCCCUCACAGGUUCGACCCGCCGUUCAGCCCACUUCUUCCCUCGCGUCUGCCUCGGAGCUCAAGCUGCUUUUCAACCCUCUGCCCGGUCCGUCUACCCAAAGUCAGUCUUGCCAAAAGCACAAGUCAAAACCAAGACGCCUACAGCACACGCUUGUCCCUACAUCGACACUUUCUUCGCCCAAAGGAGCAGGCAUCUGGAAAUUAACCAUUGCAACCUUGCUGGUGGUCCUCCGGCCGUUGCCGCCGCCCCUACUACUGCUCCUAGUCCCUCUUGGAAAUACUCCUCAUCGUCGGACUUCGACUCCAUACUUACGCGGAUCCCUUUUUUUUCGGUCCCGUCGCCUUUUCCACUUUUGCCUCACCCGCCAGGUCUCUUCCGCACGGCACUGAACUUGCUGAAGCCUGCUGGGUACAACCGUCGUGACCCUACAACACACGUCCCCCAUACGCAUACCUUGUUGCGACUCUACAUCCAGAUACAUCGUCUCGAGACCGCUGUCCCCGUCGCCCUCGCUGUCGCCGCUCGCUGUCUCCGUCGUCGUUAUCGUUCUUCGACAUUGGUGCGUACCGUUCGUACUUCGUACUCCAUAGACUUCAAUCUCGUUGCCCAUUCUCGUCCACUCCCCCUCCCCUCCUAUCCCAUCCAUGAUCCCCAUCCACAUCCUGUGCCCAUUUGUCCUCCACACCCUAGCCCACAUCCCACUCUAUCUCUUGUGCGCCGCUUCCUGUCAACUAACGGAGCAGACAAGGCCUCGCUCCCUCAGCCCAGCCCAGUCCCAAUCCCAGCCGAGCCCGGUCUAGUCCAGGAAUCCACCCCGGAGACACAGACGCACAACACGCACAGAGUGAAAGCCAGACAGAUACUCAACCGGAGCCUACCCGUCAUAACUGGGGUUUCUGUUCGCUUCAUCAUCUACUCAAUUUUCAUUUUUCUGCAUUUUCCCUUUCUUACCUUUGGUUUCCGCUUCUUGGGCUUUCUUCUGGCUCUAGCAUUGUCGUGUGUCGGUAACGAGCCGGCCACCCUCUGCACUUCCUCACCCCACCGCUUCUUUACCGCGACUACUCUUCUUGUCUACUUCUUUGCGAUUGCUCUGGCCUAUUGCAAAUCUUGUGGUAUCGACGCCGAAUCAGACCUUGGCAACCUGGCGCAGAAGCAGCAGUUUCUGCCGAGUUCCUCUCUCCUCCCGAACCCACCUUGCUUGACCGACUCGGCUCCCAAAUCCCGCCCUACAUGA
Colletotrichum lupini is the source of this 2121-nucleotide messenger RNA. RefSeq lists its product as uncharacterized. The transcript has 13 exons. NCBI's taxonomy places the organism in Eukaryota, Fungi, Ascomycota, Sordariomycetes, Glomerellales, Glomerellaceae. Bases 1 to 2121 code for a protein of 706 amino acids. The record is from RefSeq and is a predicted model, not a curated record.